AUGGGGACAGACCCCCCCAUACGUUCGGUGCCUGACGAGCUCCAGCACCCCUACUCCAAGUUCUCCGACUGGAAGUUCAAGCUCUUCCGCGUGAAGUCCAUGGAGAAGGCACCCCUGCCGGCCGAGGGGCCCCUCGGAGGGCUCCCGGCCCCCCAGGUCGCGCUCCCCCGCCCCCCAGGGAUGGAGGGGUUGGAGCCCGAGCUGGGACGGACCGGGAGCGUGAUGAGGCUCUGCCUGGGAGGGAAGACCAAGGAGGUGGUGGAAGGCCCGGGACACCGCGUCGACCUGAAGCUCCUGGAGAUCGACACCCACAUGAACCACCUCAGGAGUCUGUGUCGGCUCUGCGGCCUGGCGUUGGCGAAGGCGCAGGGGGGUCCGGAGCACGAGGUCCAGGGGGUCCUGGACGAGGCCAGCCGCUUGUCCCUGCGCAGGAUGGGCUGCAAGGCCUCCACCUGGCCGGAGGUCAUCCUGAAGGUGUUCAAGGUGGACGCGGCGGCGGACCUGGAGACGGUGCACCCGCCCUUCUUCUGCCACCGCUGCUGGAAGGCGGCCAUCCGCGGCGGCGGCUUCUGCUGCUUCUCCAGGACGCGGGUCCUGCAGUGGAGGCCCCACUCCGCCCAGUGCCCCCUCUGCCACCCCAAAAAGGCCUCCCUCAAGCGCAAGGGCCGGAAGCGCUGCCGGUCGCCCCGGGCCACCCCCCACCUGGCCAAGAGGGUGAAGACGGACCCCCACGACCGGGGCGCCGGGGCGGGGGCCGGUAGGCCUCGCCGGCCGGGGAGCGAGCAGCCCCCGGGGGGCCGGGCGUUGGUCAAGGCUGGCCUCCAGAGGGCGCUGUGGGUGAAGAACAUCACCCGCUGCAAGAGCGCCCACCUCAGCCCGGACCUGCUGCUGGAGCCUCUCCCCGCCGACUUCCUCCGCGCCGUUACCUGCCAGGUGUGCGAUCACCUGCUGGCCGACGCCGUGCAGUCCCCCUGCGGCCACCUCUUCUGCCGCACCUGCAUCCUGAAGUUCAGCCACGCCCUGGGGCCCCGCUGCCCCGCCUGCACCUUGCCCUGCCCCCCCUCCGAGCUCGCUCCCCCCGCCAAGGCCUUCCUGGCCGUCCUGCAGGGCCUGGUGCUCCGGUGCCCCAGGCCGGAGUGCGAGGAAGGGGUACGGAUGGACGUGUACGCCGGCCACUGCCUCGCCCACCGGAGGGAGGAGGACGAGGACGGCGACUUCGGCGGUCCGCCCAAGGGCCGGGGCCCCGACUACUACCUGCCCGUCAACAAGGGCGGUCGCCCCCGGCAGCACCUCCUGUCGCUGACGCGCCGGGCGCAGAAGCACCGGCUGAAGGAGCUGAAGGCCCACGUCAAGGCCUUCGCGGAGAAGGAGGAGGGCGGCGACGUGAAGUCCGUGUGCCUCACCCUGUUCCUGCUGGCCCUGCGCGCCGGGGGAGAGCACAGGCAGGCGGACGAGCUGGAGGCCAUGAUGCAAGGCCGGGGGUUCGGACUGCACCCCGCGGUGUGCCUGGCGAUUCGGGUCAACACCUUCCUGAGCUGCAGCCAGUACCACAAGAUGUACCGCACGGUCAAGGCCACCAGUGGGCGCCAGAUCUUCCAGCCCCUCCACGCGCUGCGCAGCGCGGAGAAGGAGCUCCUCCCGGGAUACCACCCCUUCGAGUGGCAGCCGGCCCUCAAGGGCGUGUCCAGCCUGACCGCGGUGGGCAUCAUCGACGGCCUGUCGGGCUGGUCGGCGUCCGUGGACGACUCGCCCUCCGACACCAUCGCCCGGCGCUUCCGCUACGACGUGGCCCUGGCGUCGGCCCUGCGCGACCUGGAGGAGGACAUCGUGGAGGGCCUGCGGGAGCGGGGCCUGGAGGACAGCGCCUGCACGCGCGGCUUCUCCGUGGUGGUGAAGGAGUCGUGCGACGGCAUGGGCGACGUCAGCGAGAAGCACGGCGGCGGGCCCGCGCUGCCCGAGAAGGCGGUGCGCUUCUCCUUCACGGUGAUGUCGGUGUCCGUGCGUCCCGAGGGCGCCGCGGAGGACGUGACGCUCUUCCAGGAGCCCAAGCCCAACUCGGAGCUGAGCUGCCGCCCCCUCUGCCUGAUGUUCGUGGACGAGGCCGACCACGAGACGCUGACCGCCAUCUUGGGCCCGGUGGUGGCCGAGCGCGACGCAAUGAAGGAGAGCCGGCUCAUCCUGCCCGUGGGCGGGCUGCCGCGCUCCUUCCGCUUCCACUUCCGCGGCACGGGCUACGACGAGAAGAUGGUGCGUGAGGUGGAGGGCCUGGAGGCGUCGGGCUCCACCUACAUCUGCACGCUGUGCGACGCCACGCGGGCGGAGGCCUCCCGGAACAUGGUGCUGCACGCCGUCACGCGCAGCCACCGGGAGAACGGCGAGCGCUACGAGCUGUGGCGCUCCAACCCCUACGGCGAGUCGGCGGACGAGCUGCGCGACCGCGUCAAGGGCGUCUCCGCCAAGCCCUUCCUGGAGACGCAGCCCACCAUGGACGCGCUGCACUGCGACAUCGGCAACGCCGCCGAGUUCUACAAGCUGUUCCAGGACGAGAUCGGCGAGGUGCACGGGCGGCCGGCCGGCGCCCCGCCGGGCCGGGAGGAGCGCCGGAGCUGGAGGGCCGUGCUGGACAAGCAGCUCCGGCAGAGGAUGAAGCUGAAGCCCGUCAUGCGCAUGAACGGGAACUACGCGCGCCGGCUGAUGACGCGCGAGGCGGCGGAGGCCGUGUGCGAGCUGGUGCCGUCGGAGGAGCGCCGCGGCGCCCUGCGGGAGCUGAUGGAGCUCUACCUGCAGAUGAAGCCGGUGUGGCGCUCCACCUGCCCCGCCCGCGAGUGCCCCGACCAGCUGUGCCGCUACGCCUUCAACUCGCAGCGCUUCGCCGACCUGCUGUCCACCACCUUCAGGCACCGCUACGACGGCAAGAUCACCAACUACCUGCACAAGACGCUGGCGCACGUGCCCGAGAUCGUCGAGCGGGACGGCUCCAUCGGCGCCUGGGCCAGCGAGGGGAACGAGUCCGGGAACAAGCUGUUCCGGCGCUUCCGGAAGAUGAACGCCCGCCAGUCCAAGAGCUUCGAGCUGGAGGACAUCCUCAAGCACCACUGGCUCUACACCUCCAAGUACCUGCAGAAGUUCAUGGAGGCGCACAGGAACUCCGCCAAGGCCAUGCAGGCCACCAUCGACCCGGUGGAGAGCCUCGACGACGGCGACGUCGAGCUGGAUCCCGCCGACACCUUGGACUUUUGA
Molecule: messenger RNA, 3240 nt
Organism: Conger conger (European conger)
Lineage: Eukaryota; Metazoa; Chordata; Actinopteri; Anguilliformes; Congridae
Gene: rag1
Product: recombination activating 1
Exons: 3
Coding region: 1-3240 (1079 amino acids)
Biological process (GO): V(D)J recombination; adaptive immune response; pre-B cell allelic exclusion
Cellular component (GO): nucleus; DNA recombinase complex; endodeoxyribonuclease complex
Molecular function (GO): ubiquitin protein ligase activity; sequence-specific DNA binding; double-stranded DNA endonuclease activity
Source: RefSeq, a predicted model, not a curated record